This is a messenger RNA of Guillardia theta CCMP2712, 1350 nucleotides long. RefSeq lists its product as hypothetical. Lineage: Eukaryota; Cryptophyceae; Pyrenomonadales; Geminigeraceae. Gene Ontology annotation, cellular component: nucleus; transcription preinitiation complex. Gene Ontology annotation, biological process: transcription preinitiation complex assembly; DNA-templated transcription initiation. The record is from RefSeq and is a predicted model, not a curated record. Bases 1 to 1350 code for a protein of 449 amino acids. Gene Ontology annotation, molecular function: TBP-class protein binding. The transcript is spliced from 20 exons.
AUGGUUGCGGAGAAGGUCGUCCAGGUACUGGAUCUUGCAAUUCAACACUUCAUUAAUUUCGAUCUCAAGGGCUCUGCUUUCAAGCCCAAGGGAGUGAUUCAGGGCUCUGUCAUACCUGAUGCGGUGACGUGGACAACCUGGGAGGUGGACUUCACUGCCAGUACCUGGGGAAUCAAGGCUGCGAUGGACAAAGGCAUUAUGAUUGGUGAUCACAUCGUUGGAGUGAAGUCGCCAGACGCAGCUGACUUUAUGUUUGUACCUCACUUGCCAAAGAGAGCUUCUUACACGUUCAUUAGUGAUAUCGCGAAUGCGAAUGAGAAGAAUCCCAUGGUAGUAGACAUCUUGUGGGACUGCUGUACCGUCCGCUUCACGCGAAUGCACAGGAGACCUUGUGCUUACUGUGGAAGCGAAUCGCUGAUAGAGAUACAGGAAGAGGGAUCCAUAGUUUGCUCCAACUGUGCGAUGGAAAACAACGCGCGAAUCAUGUCCACGCAGUCCGAAUGGCGUACCUUCCAAGACGAUGAUAAGAGCCAGGAAAAGGGAAGAACUGGUGGUCCUGAAAACGCAUUGUUGAACAACGAUGGGGCACAGACCAAGAUAGAAGGAAACGACUUUCUAACCCGGAAACCUGUGACAGUCGAUGUUCUCGGCUCUGCAGCAAACCUGGCGAAGAGCCAGCAUAGAUUUGGCUCGCAAUCUGGAGAUCGGGCAUUGACCGAUGCAUACAAAAAAAUCGAUGAGAUUUGUGACACCAUGAACCUCUCCUCUGUCAUUCGUGGCCAGGCCAAACACAACUUCAAAAGCUAUGACGAAGAGUCAAAGAAACAAAAGAAGAAAAUCCCCAUCGAUCCCGUCCUGACCUCGUGCAUUUAUAUUGCUUGCCGAGAAGAAGGAUUCCCUCGAACAAUGAAGGAGAUGUGUGCUGCCACAACUCUGACCAAGAAGGAGAUUGGGAACGCCUUCAAACACGAACUGAUCAAGAAGACUGUACAGCCUAUGAAGGCAUCCGACAUUAUUCCUCGCUUCUGCUCCAACUUGAACUUGGACGGAAAUGUUAUCGAGGAGGCUGCGAAGCAUAUCUGUCAAGCAGCCGAUGCUCUCAACAUCACUGAGGGAAGGGUGUACACGUCCAUCGCCUCUGCCGCCAUGUUCAUGGCCUGUCUUCUGCGACAACGCAACCCGAAGCACUUCAGAAGUUGCAAGCAGAUCUCAGACGCUACCGGAGCAGCAGAAGCAACGAUCAGGCAGAUCUACAAGGAGAUGCAUGCGAAGCGACACCAGCUUGUCCCUCCAGAUUUUGCAACCAAGGAGGAGAUUGACAAACUUCCCGAGGGAGGAGGUGGAUUCUGA